Molecule: messenger RNA, 600 nt
Organism: Mucor mucedo
Lineage: Eukaryota; Fungi; Mucoromycota; Mucoromycetes; Mucorales; Mucoraceae
Exons: 2
Biological process (GO): mitotic spindle elongation; vesicle-mediated transport
Cellular component (GO): Golgi membrane
Source: RefSeq, a predicted model, not a curated record
AUAUACAUAGUGAUACAACGUGUGGCAGUGGAGUUACGAACAAAAGCAUACAGCUCGAUCUUACUCUCAUGUCUCAUCAUGGUCACUUCGAUACCUCCCAUGCUGGGUUUUACGUUUGCAACCACCUUGACGGGUUUUAUUUACGGUUUCCCGCGUGGUAUCCUACCCGCUGUGUGUGGCGCCUUUCUAGGUGCAACGGUUGCUUUUGGGCUCAUUCGAAAAUACAACUUUUCUCGAUUUAUUAAAUUUUCAGCUUCCAAGGGGGAGAAAUACCUGGCCAUUCAAGAGGCCAUUGAACAAGGAGGGUUUAAAAUGAUGAUGCUGAUACGUCUUAGUCCUAUCCCUUGGCCCAUCACCAACAUGCUGCUCUCCAUCUUACCGACCAUCACCACUCGUCAAUACAUGCUGGCUGCCCUGAUCUCGUCCUUUAAAGUCAGUCUGGAGGUCUGGAUCGGUUCUCAAUUGGCGGAUAUCUCUAACCCAGAUCUGCCACCAUCCGCACAUCGCAUCGCCAUGAUCAUGAUGUCGUGUGGCGUAUUUAUCUUGUUGGCCGUGGCGUGGUGGCUUUACAGACUUACUAUGGGGAGAGUGGAGGCGAGU